AUGGAGAGAAGUGAGGAGAGAGAUGGCAGUGAGAAGCCUGCAAAGCAAGAGCACAGGAGUGGGGAGCCAGGGUUGAGGCUGAAGAGGGAGAUUGGUCUGUGGAGUGCAGUGUCCAUAACAGCUGGCUCUAUGAUUGGUUCUGGCAUCUUCAUGUCACCACAAGGGGUCUUGGUUUACAUGGGCAGUGCCGGAGCCAGUCUUAUUGUCUGGGCAAUCUGUGGCCUCCUGGCCCUGCUGGGUUCCCUGUGCUAUGCUGAAAUGGGCAGCCUGGUUCCUGAAUCUGGGGGAGACUAUGCCUACAUUUUGCGAACCUUUGGCUCUCUGCCCGCCUUCCUGGUUAUCUACAUGUUCGUUCUAGUGGGCAGACCAGCUGCCAUCGCCGCCAUCUCUCUGAGCUUCGCUGAGUAUGUGCUGGCUCCCUUCUACCCAGGCUGCUCCUCACUCCCCCAGUCCCCAGUCAAGAUUGUGGCCUCUUUCUGCAUCCUGCUUCUGCUGCUGAUCAACUUCUGGAGCUCACGGAUGUCCACCGUGGUGAUGAACGUGUGCAUGGCUGCCAAAGUGUUCUCACUGAUAGUCAUUGUAGUGGGUGGGGUCGUGGUGCUGGCCCAGGGCUACAGUCGCACAGAUUUCCUGCUGUCUGCCUUCCACAACACAACAAACCAGGCUGGGCGCAUUGGCAUGGCUUUCUACCAGGGGCUCUGGUCCUUUGAUGGCUGGGCUAAUAUCAAUACGGUGGCAGAGGAGCUUAAGAACCCAAAGCAGAACCUGGUGUGGGCAGUGAUGAUUGCCAUCCCCCUGGUCACCAUCCUCUAUGUCCUGGUCAAUAUCAGCUACCUGCUGGUUAUGUCACCCUCUGAGAUUCUCUCCUCUGAUGCCAUAGCUGUGACCUGGGGGAACCAGGUUCUGGGAUCCUUGGCCUGGCUGGUGCCUGUGGCUGUUGCACUUUCGACCUUUGGUACUGUCAAUGCGGUGUUCUUCAGCGGCAGCAGAGUGUGCUAUGCAGCCGCAAGAGAAGGUCACAUGCCCCAAAUCAUGUCGAUGAUUCAUGUGAAUAGACUCACACCAGUCCCAGCACUGAUCUUCACCACAGCUGUGGCUUUGGUCUUGGCAUUUCCAGGAAGCUUCAGCCUCUUUGUGAACUUCCUGAGCUUUAUGUCCUGGCUCAUCUCUGGAACCACCUUUGGCUGUCUCCUGUAUUUGCGAAUAAAGACAAAGAAUCUUCCCCACGCUUACAAGGUUCCCACCUUCAUUCCCGCCAUCAUGGUCCUGGUGUCUCUCUACCUGGUGCUGGCACCCAUCAUUGGCCAGCCCCAGAAAGAAUUCUUGUACAUCUUCCUGUUCGUGCUCAGUGGCUUCCCAGUAUACUUCCUACUUUUCCACUUCCGGUGUCAACCCAAGUGUAUACAAACAGUCACUAUGCAUCUCCAGCUGCUCCUGGAAGUUGCUCCAACCACUAAAGAUAAUUGACUGGGUGGUCCUAUAGGGUGCACUCUGCUCCCUUCACUGCAGACCCCACUAUUCCUACUGGUUCUCUGUAGACUGAUGAUGCAUAAUUCCAGUAAGCACUUGUGCUAUAGUACAGCUGCUUUGAGGUUUGGGACUCUCUACCAGGACACUGUCACAUGUCUUUGAAACCUAUUCCUUUGACACAGGUACAACCUUGUUU
Psammomys obesus (fat sand rat) is the source of this 1666-nucleotide messenger RNA. Its product is annotated as b(0,+)-type amino acid transporter 1-like. Bases 1 to 1467 code for a protein of 488 amino acids. Gene Ontology annotation, cellular component: membrane. The record is from RefSeq and is a predicted model, not a curated record. NCBI's taxonomy places the organism in Eukaryota, Metazoa, Chordata, Mammalia, Rodentia, Muridae. The transcript has 6 exons. Gene Ontology annotation, molecular function: L-amino acid transmembrane transporter activity. Gene Ontology annotation, biological process: amino acid transmembrane transport.